UACAGCCUCACUAUGGAUCCCAACGAGGCUGGCAGGGGUGAGAAGGAGAAGGAAAAAGAGAAAGACAAAGUGAUAAAGAGAAGGAUCCGGCCUGUGUUCCUGCGUUACCUGGAGAGGAGAAAGACGGACACUAUUGUGGCUGAGGACUCGGCCAAAGGUGACAUCAACCUGGGGACACUGGUGAGGAGGUGUCAGUCUGACAAGACGGAGUACAGCGCCAAACUUAAAGAGAAAAUGACACCACACGACCUGUCCACACCCCCCUCUCCAGCACUGGACCCGGAGGAAGUCCGUUUAAGGAAGAUGAACCGCAGGGCAAAGGUCAUUCAGGAGCUUGUGCAGACUGAAAAGGAUUACCUCACAGACCUGGAGCUGUGCAUCAGAGAGGUGGUCCAGCCUCUAAGAAAUUUGCAGGUAGAUGUUGUGGAUGUAGACAGGUUGUUCACCAACACAGAGACAUUGUGUGAGGUAUCGGCAGCACUCCUUCACAGACUGCAUGAGGCUAUUGCUGACCCUGAUCCAGAGGCAGUUGUCAUAGGAGAAAUAUUCAUCCAGGCAAAGGAAGCUUUAGAAGAUGUAUAUAAGAUUUACUGUUACCAUCAUGAUGACGCCAACAUGGCACUCAAAUCCUACGAGAAAGAUGAAGAAAUAAAACAACAAUUCACCACGUGUGUAUUAUCUCUGAAGAAAAUCUACGACCAAGAAGGGAAACCCAACUUGCUGAACAUGGGUUCACUGCUCAUCAAACCGGUUCAGAGGAUCAUGAAGUACCCGCUGCUGCUCGGGGAGCUGUGGCAGGCCACACCUGAAAACCACCCAGACUUUCAACCACUGCAACAGGCAUACACUGCUGCCAAGAUCAUCAAUGUUAACAUCAAUGAGUUCAAGAGACGCAAGGAUAUUGUUAUGAAGUAUAAGAGGUUGGAAGAUGAAGGCACAUUGAGGGGCAAACUACACAAGUUUAACAUCCACUCUAUCCGGAAGAAAGGCGACAGGUUUGCUGGCUAUCUCAAGAUCCUCACUGGAGUUGAACCGCAGGUAAAAGAUGAAGUAUUUGACAGAGAGGAGAAGCUGUUCAGGAGUCUGGAGAAGGCUGUGAGGCAGUUGGCAAAGAAUGUUCAAUGUUACCUGCAGCACACUCAGGAGAUGGUGUCUGUGGCUGUUCAGAAAGUCCAGGACAUGGAGAACAUCAUUAAGGAUACAAACAAAAAUGACACAAAUGGCUCAUUGCCCAGUAAUGGAAAUGACCCCUAUAAGCACUUUAAAGACAGUAUGGAGCACCUGGUCCUCGCCCCUCUGUCCUCCCUGCAAGGCAUGUUCACAGCCCCACAGAAGCUCAUCCAGAAGCGUUAUGACAAAUUGCUGGAUUACUGCAGCCGCCUGGAGCGCUCUUCCUCUUUUUCAUCUCAGUCCUCGUCAUCCACCGCUUCUUCCUCUCCUUCACUGGUGUCAGAAGACCCGUCUGGUCCCGCCAGGAGGGACUAUGAAGCUCUCAAUGCCUUGCUAGUGGAAGAGUUGCAGAGGUUCAACAUGGCCGCCUAUACUAUCCUGACCAACUGUGUGGUGUAUCUAGUGGCCCUGCUCAGAGGGCUGAUGGAUAAAAUACUACUUCGUGUCCCAUCCAUACAUCAGCUACCAGCUCCGUUGUCAAACAUUGCUGAAGUGCAGAACAGCAUCAUGGAUGAGCUGAACAAUCUGACUUUUGUCAAGGAUAACGCACAGAAGUUAAUGGAGCGAAAAGUCAGCUUUGAGAGACAACGAGACAAGAAAAUAAUGCCGGAGGUCCAGCAUCAAACUGAGGAACAGCGCGCCUGGCUGCUGGCAGAAUACCCACCAAGCCGUCUGUACCAGCUGAAGAGGAAGUGUAAUGGCUGCCAGGAGCAGGACCUUAGCCUGCUGGAGGGAGAGCUGGUAGCCCUGCUGGAGGACACAGACCCAUUAGGCAGCAGCAGCCGCUGGCUGGUUCACACUGGAGGUACCCAGGGCUAUGUCUACUCCACAUUCUUGAAACAGUACAACCCUCUGAGGGACUCCCAGCGAAAAGGCCAGAUGGCCAAAGAGCAGCAACAGCAGCAGCCGCCUGCCAUGGUGGAUGAAGACUUUGACGACCUUAGCCUGUUUGUGUCAGGCAGUGGCAGCAGCAGCCUGCGCAGCUUUAACCUCAACACCACUGACAGCAGCUCAACCCUCUCUGGACUACAGGGGGAGCCAGAGAGCCCCGAAGACCUGGAGGACACACUGGACACUGAGGCUCAGCAGUUCUAUGCCGUCUAUGCAUUUCAAGCACGCUGUGACCAGGAGCUGACCUUGCAGGAGUACCAGCAUGUCCGCAUCAUUCAGUUCUGUGACCUGGGAGGCAAUAAGGAUUGGUGGUUAGCUGAGGCUAACGGACAGAAGGGAUAUGUCCCUGCCAACUACCUUGGCAGGAUGUCCUAUGCAUAA
Molecule: messenger RNA, 2442 nt
Organism: Perca flavescens (yellow perch)
Lineage: Eukaryota; Metazoa; Chordata; Actinopteri; Perciformes; Percidae
Gene: arhgef38
Product: Rho guanine nucleotide exchange factor (GEF) 38
Exons: 14
Coding region: 13-2442 (809 amino acids)
Biological process (GO): intracellular signal transduction
Cellular component (GO): cytoplasm
Molecular function (GO): protein binding; guanyl-nucleotide exchange factor activity
Source: RefSeq, a predicted model, not a curated record